This is a messenger RNA of Conger conger (European conger), 3110 nucleotides long. It is a transcript of the gene oxsm, whose product is annotated as 3-oxoacyl-ACP synthase, mitochondrial. The record is from RefSeq and is a predicted model, not a curated record. The transcript is spliced from 3 exons. Lineage: Eukaryota; Metazoa; Chordata; Actinopteri; Anguilliformes; Congridae. Gene Ontology annotation, molecular function: 3-oxoacyl-[acyl-carrier-protein] synthase activity. Gene Ontology annotation, biological process: fatty acid biosynthetic process. Bases 321 to 1715 code for a protein of 464 amino acids.
ACAAACACAAACUCGUGGAUUUUAAUACUUAUUAAUUUAUUUUCUUUCUACGGGACCAAUUGCUGCAUAUAGUUAAUUGAACGUGUCCACUUUGUCCUUGGGAUUGUAUCUUUUAAAUCAUAUAGCUAUAGCGAAACGAACUAGCUUGCAAGAUCUUGCAAAAUGUGACAAGUCUACAGGCAGAAAGACAAACAAGGGGUCAUUCAUAAGUGUGUCAUCGUUCAACAUUUUACAUUAGGCUUACUGUUUUUAUUUGAGCUGAUUUGCGCUCUUUGUGUUGAACUAACAGAUGUUGCAGAAGUGACGCUAGCAGUUACACCAUGUCAUUGUCAUCUUGGCAAAAGUUGCUCCUGCUGAAUUCGGCAGAACGCCGGCUGCUGAACGCUAGGAGUUCCGUUGGCCCGACUUCCGGCCCGAGGCGCGACGGCGGCACCGCUCCUGCCCCGUCCCGCAGGAGGGUGGUCAUCACCGGAAUCGGGCUGGUCUCCCCGCUCGGGACAGGCACCGCUCUGCCCUGGGAGCGCUUAAUCCGCGGCGAGAGCGGCAUCGUCGCUCUGGAGGAGGAGGGCUACCGAACGAUUCCUUGCAAAGUGGGGGCCCUAGUGCCCAGGGGAGACGGAGACGGGGACUUCCGGGAGGACAGGUUCGCUUCGCGAGGAGAGAUCAACAGCAUGUCGCAGGCCACUGUAAUGGCGCUGGGCGCGGCGGAACUGGCGCUGAAAGAUUCGGGCUGGUACCCGGCGACCCACGAGGAGCAGUUAGCCACGGGUGUGGCCGUUGGCAUGGGGAUGGUGUCCCUGGAUGAGAUCGCGCGCACCGCGAACGCCUUCUCCGCCCGCGGCUACAGCAAAGUCAGUCCCUUCUUCGUGCCCCGGAUCCUCGUCAACAUGGCCGCCGGCCACAUCAGCAUCAAACACGGGUUGAAGGGCCCGAACCACGCCGUGUCCACGGCCUGCACCACGGGCGCGCACGCUGUGGGAGAUGCCUCCCGCCUGAUCUCCCACGGCGACGCGGACGCCAUGUUGGCGGGGGGCACAGAGGCGUGCGUGGGGCCGCUGGCGAUGGCGGGCUUCGCCCGUGCGCGGGCGCUGGCGACGCACUGGAACCACAGCCCCGCCCAGGCCUCGCGCCCCUUCCACCCCGACAGGGAGGGCUUCGUGAUGGGCGAGGGCGCCGCCGUGAUGGUCCUGGAGGAGCGCGAGCGGGCGAUAGCCAGGGGCGCCCGUGUGUACGCUGAGGUCCUCGGCUACGGCCUGUCGGGGGAUGCCAGCCACAUCACCGCGCCGACCGCCGACGGGGACGGAGCGUUCCGGUGCAUGGCGGCGGCUCUCCGUGACGCGGGAUUGGCUCCCAGCGCUGUGACGUACGUGAACGCUCACGCCACGUCCACGCCGCUGGGCGACGCGGCGGAAAACGCCGCCGUUAAGCGGCUGUUCGGGGGCCACGCCCGCCUGCUCGCCGUCUCCUCCACCAAGGGCGCCACGGGGCACCUGCUGGGCGCGGCCGGCGCACUGGAGGCCGCCUUCACGGCCCUGGCCUGUUACCACGGGAGCCUGCCGCCCACGCUGAACCUGGACCGCACCGACCCCGAGUUCGACCUGAACUACGUACCGCUCGUCGCCCAGGGCUGGAGGGCGGAGGGGCGACGGGUCGCCCUCACUAACUCGUUCGGAUUCGGGGGCACCAACGCCUCCCUGUGCCUGGGCAGCGUCUGAAAAUGCACCCGUCUCUGGGGGUGCUGCGGGAGUGUGCCAGGAUCACUCUGACGUUUGAACAGGAGGCUAAUUGCUCAGCUCCAGUGCUCGGAGACGGUCUCUGGGAGCGAAGGAUCGCAUCUGGCCCUCACAGACACACAGACGGCCCUAAUCAAGUCUCCACGGCGCUCACUCCUUCAUCCGAUGGCGUUUAAACACUUACGGCUACGAGCACACGUUUACAGUAAAAACCCAGAGGUAGUUUUAUUCAUUUACCCUUCUUUUUUUAACAUUUUUUAAAAAUUUCCACCACAGAAUGAUCCUUCCGGGGUUGCCGGUGUGAAAUAUUACAGUUUGACAUAACUGUUAUUUACAGAGUGACUUCAGUGUUGUCUAGCAGUGUUAUAUUGCAUUGUUUAUUGCAGCAUUACACUUUCUUGUUAUUUUUAGCGUUUCUUUUUGAUCGUCCUUCGUCUUGGGUGUAAUUCAGUGAAGCAGAAAUGCACCUUGUUUCAAUUGUUAUUUUUAUUUAUACUUUGUGUUUAUUUUAUUCCACCGAUUUUGACGGAGAAAAGGAAAAACGACUUUUGAAAGGACUGGAGGUUAAAAAAGUUAAAAAUAUAUAUAUAUAUAUACACACUCAGUGAGCACUUUAUUAGGUAUACAUUAGACUUCUUUUUUAGGCUUAAUGGUCUUAGGGGCGGCCUGUGGCGUAGUGGUUAAGGUAAAUGACUGGGACAUGCAAGGUCGGUGGUUCUAAUCCCGGUGUAGACACAAGAAGCCGUUGGGCCCUUGAGCAAGGCCCUUAACCCUGCAUUGCUCCAGGGGAGGAUUGUCUCCUGCUUAGUUGAAUCAACUGUACGUUGCUCUGGAUAAGAGUGUCUGCCAAAUGCCAUUAAUGUAAUGUAAUGUAAUGUCUUCUGCUGCUGUAGCCUAUCCACUUAGAGUUAUGAUGCGUUGUGUGUUCAGAGAUGCUCUUCUGCAUACCGCUGUUGUAAUGUGUGGUUAUUUGCGUUACUGUCACCUUCCUGUCAGCUUUGACCAGUCUGGCCAUUCUCCUCUGACGUCUCUCAUUAACAAGGUGUUUCUGUCUGCAGAACUGCUGCUCACUGGAUGUUUCAUGUUUUUCGCACAAUUCUCUGCAAACUCUUGAGACUGUUGUGCAGGAACAUCCCAGGAGAUCAGCAGUUUCUGAGAAACUCAAACCACCCUGUCAACAAUAAAUCUAUGGCCAAAGUCACUGAGAUCACAUUUCUUCCCCAUUCUGACAUUUGGUCUGAAAAGCAGCUGAACCUCUUGACCACAUCUGCAUGCUUUUAUGCAUUUAGUUGCUUCCACCUGAUUGGCUGAUUGGCUAAAUAUUUGCAUUAACAAUCUGGUGUACAGGUCUACCCAAUAAAGUGAUCACUGAGUGUA